Molecule: messenger RNA, 2303 nt
Organism: Porites evermanni
Lineage: Eukaryota; Metazoa; Cnidaria; Anthozoa; Scleractinia; Poritidae
Source: the annotation of a GenBank genome assembly
AUGGAUGGUAAGAAGAAAAUGUAAUCGCAUGAAUUUAAUAAUUUGGGUUUGUGAGACUAAGUAAAUGUUAAAUGUAUGCCUGAGUUUAUGUUAUUACUGUAAAUUUUUUCUCUAUUAGUCUCCGGGGGCUUCUUAAUUUUAACUCUCACGAAUAAAGAGAAGAGGGGAGAGGGCUUAUUAAAUUUCUGCAAGUCACAGUCUGUUUACACCAUACAUAAAAUACACUACUUUUCUUACUUUUCAUACAGUAAUUGCAAUCAAAGGACUGGUAAUAACCAGUUUCAAAGUGAUUGAAAUAACUAGCACUUUUUUAUAACCUAACAGAAAAAACAUAUUUAAUCUAGGGGGGUUUGAGCUGAGUAGAGGCAUUAUGCCUGCUCAAACUGUCUGAGACAAAGUAAGCCUGUUAUAUAGUCAAACCCCUCUAAAGGACAGCUACCAUAGCGAGACACCCCUCCUAAGCAGACACUCAAAUUGUAUUGGUCCAAACCUCACAUAAAGCCUGGAUUAUAUUCUAACCCCCCCCCUCCCCAUUAUGGACAGUUCUCUUAAGGCAACAGUUUGUCUUCUUUUUAUAGGUGUACCCUGCAAGAGGAAAAUCCCAGAAUCUGCUAAAAAAUGGACAGAGGUGCAAAAAAGAACUUGGUUACAUGAGGAGAUUGCAGCCUUUCUGGACCUAUUCCUGUUUGCUGAAAACACACAAACCAUAUCUGAGCUACAUGAAGGAAUGUCCUACAUGGAACAUGGGAGGCUGUAUGGGUACACAUGCCGUGUAGAUGGAUGCAACGAAGUCUUCAUGUUACAUCCCAUGAGAGUCAAGUACGGCAACUUGGUUUAUACCAAUAAAUAAUUUAUUAAUAUUCUUUUGUUAUUAAACUUUCCUCCUUCCCAUGCAAGGUAGUAGUAUUAUUUAUUCACUGUGUAUUCCAGAUUUUGAUGACUGGAUGCAGGGUUAUAUGUCAAAAAAAUAUGAUUCUAGUUUCAAAAAGUUGUGAUUUGGCAAUAAUUGAUCUGCUGGAUUCCCUAUUAGCUGAGAUCAGUUAAAGAUUUGGUAAUAACUCGGGUCAUUUCAUGUUGUCUUACAUAAUAUGACAAAUAACUAGGGGUUUUCAAUAGAAUUGGUCUACUAUUAUUUUUUGUAGGCAUGAAUGUUCCCAGCACUCCUUCAUUUCACCUGACUUGUUAACAAAUGACGAAAGAGAUAAUGAAGGGUACUACAAAUGCAGAGAUGUCAACUGUUUUCUCCUUUACAAGACCAAAGCUAGUAGAAACAGGCAAGUUAUGUACUGGAAACAUAUCAACUAGUUUCUUGUGUUUAUGGGUGUUUAAGUCAUUUGCAGCAGAUACAUGGCUACUCAGCCUGGCAUUAUUUAUUUGUAUUUUUAGGAAGCAUCCAGGUUUUGUUAUAAAAUGAUCAUUGGCACUGUUGCAUUGCAGUUAUUAACACAGUAUCAGAUUAAAUGCUCUUCAGAUUACAGACACUAACUUGUUCAAAAAAAAUUACUUUGUUUGAGAAAACAUUUUAUAUGGAAGCAAACAAAUCCAUUAAUUUUUCUGGGUAUCUUUAUUUGUAUAGACAUGAACGGAAAACCCACGACAACAUCCCAGAGCAGUCAUCCAGUGUCAGUGGGGAACCCCAAGAGCAAGUAGUAGAGGACUAUAAAUACAACUACCAUGUAGCUCGUCUGUUUUAUGGUCUUCUGAUGGUGAACACUCACGACUCGAUUAGAGAGGGAGAUGCAGCACGACUGAUGGAUUGCAUGAAAAUGUCACUUUUGUUUUUCAAGAAAUUCAAGAAACACAAAUACGCUUACACAGUGCUGUUGUUUCUUUGUAAAGUAUUUGCAAUUUUGUCUGAAAGGGAAGCUUUCCAUCUUUGCUGGAAUCGCUUUUUUAACGGAAAAGGGGGAAAGGGCAAAAACAUCCCACUUGAUUUAAAGAUGGAAUUUUAUAACCACAUGCUGAAAUCGUGUCUGAGAAUGCUUGGAGGAAAUAUCAAUGCCAAGAGUGCCCAAAGAGUUGCUAGAUGUCUGACUAUGAUGCAGAAAGUACUAGAUUCAGUCGACUGUGAUGUUAGGCUAGUUAACAAAAGUGGGGCCCACAAGUUGGUUGAAGCUCAGCAAGCAGUAUCCCAAAUUGUAAAUGAUCUUGUUGAAGGAAAUGUAUUUAGCUUUCAGCGAGGUAGAGAAGGAUAUACUGCUUUUCCAAAUUUUGAAAGAGAUAUCCUAAAGGGUCUUGAUUAUAGAGACUUCUUUUCAUGGUCACGAGAUCUUAUCAAAACAUGGUAUGCUAUGUACGAGUAA